Closterium sp. NIES-67 is the source of this 1312-nucleotide messenger RNA. Lineage: Eukaryota; Viridiplantae; Streptophyta; Zygnematophyceae; Desmidiales; Closteriaceae. The record is from the annotation of a GenBank genome assembly.
GCUUACCUUGGCACCGCGAUUAGAACCGCCACUGGCAGAACCAUUCAUGGCCUCCGCCACGUGUCGCUCCCCAGCUCUCUCCACCUUCGCCGCCGAUAGGUCCACCCUCUCAUCAUCGCGCGCGUCGUUCCACGCAGCAUUUCCCCUCCCUGCUCCGCAAUCCGCAUCGCCACUGCGCAGAGUCAGAUCGCCGCUGGCCGUCCGAUCCGACGGCAGAGGCGCAUCUGACGGCGAGGAUGAAAGCGGAGGAGGGAGCAAGUCCCGACUGGGAAGCAUCAUUCGACGGAAGCACGCUAGCGUGCAGGCGAAGCUGCAGCAGCUGGGGCAGGACGAGGUGAAUCGGCGCCUUGAGAACGCCGUCCGCCUGCAGCCGCCCGCGCAGCUGGCGGAUCUGCUGCUGCGGCGCGGGGAGGGGCCCGAGGGGCGCACGGCGCUCAUCGUUGAGGUGGCGCGUGCUGCUCCGUCUGAGCCGCCUGAGAGCCUGGCCAGACGGUGCCAACGAUAUGUGGAGCUAGGGGCCGACACUGUAAUGGUGUGCUGUGACGAAGAGAUUUCCCCGAAUGGUCUUGCUGACGUCAGGGCUGUGUCCCAAGCCCUCCCUGGAGUGCCCAUUAUUGCCAAAGACUGGAUGCUACAUCCCAUACAGGUGGCAGAAGCAGCAGAAGCAGGGGCUGCAGCCUUUCACAUAGUACACGGGGUCCUCAAUAAAGCCACUGCUCCAAUGCUCGCCUUUGCCUUUGGAUUGGGAGUUGACGUGGCAGUAGAGGUGGUGAAUCUGGAGGAGCUGAAGCGGGUGGAGGCCCUCGCCAUUCCCAUCUACGGCCUCAACCUCUCCGUUGGCCUCGCUGUGUCAGCGCCGGGAUUCAGACAGAGCGUUGCGAAAUCGCUGCUCUCCUCCAUGCCCUUCGGAGCUGCUGCUCUUGUGGGCGCUUCAUCCGUGGAGGACGUUAGGAUGAUGAAGGCGGCUGGCGCCACGGCGAUAGUGCUCAAAAGGGAGGCGUUCAAAGGGAUGGAAGGCGGUGGGAGUAGAGGGAUGGGGAGGGAGGAGGAGAAGGCUCUGCAAGACCUGUUUGAGGCUCUAAAUUACAUCUUGACUGGCGAUGACUGAUGUUAUGCGAGAAUUGGUGUGGACCAGGGCCUCAGAUAGGAAUUCUGGCAUCCUGAUCACUCAGGGCUGACCGCUCCUAUGCAUACUGAUUCCUCAGGGUGAUUCCCAUGUUCUAUACUUAGGCCCCAGGGUAAAUUCUGGUAAGCUGAAAAACUUGCCCAAUGUUACAGAACACCAGUUUUCAUGCAUGUUGUGCUGCCAACC